Molecule: messenger RNA, 1140 nt
Organism: Punica granatum (pomegranate)
Lineage: Eukaryota; Viridiplantae; Streptophyta; Magnoliopsida; Myrtales; Lythraceae
Source: RefSeq, a predicted model, not a curated record
CAUUUUCCUUCAACUCAAAGCUCAGCAGAGUAAUAAGGAACAAAACAGAGAGAAGGGAACAUCACCGCACCGCACCGACUCGCCUCAUCACCACUCCAGCCGCCAAAUGCAACAGCCCCCCACCGCCGCCAACCCUCAGGCGAGCUAUCCCCGACGACGCGAUCCCCUGCCACCGAGUGGAAUCACUCGCGAGCAGGAGCUCUCGGUCAUCGUCUCUGCACUCACCCGAGUCGUCUGCGGAACCAGCACCAGUACUAAUACCACCGCCAUGCAAGAAUACAGCAGUUUCCACCCGAAUGGUAAUGUUCUCGCAGUCACGGUCCCGUGGGGUCCUGCCACGUGCCGGACGUGCAACAUCGAGGGCUGCCUCGGGUGCGAGUUCUUCCCCCAGCCUUCGCCAGCUCGGGAGGGGCAGGCUCCCCAGGACAACAAGGGAGGAGAUUGCUCCAAUAAGAGGAAGAGGGCGAAGAAGAAGUACCGAGGCGUGAGGCAGCGUCCUUGGGGGAAGUGGGCUGCCGAGAUAAGGGACCCGAGGCGGGCAACCCGGGUCUGGCUCGGCACCUUCAGCACAGCCGAGGACGCGGCACGCGCGUACGACAGGGCAGCAGUCGAGUUCCGUGGACCGCGUGCGAAGCUCAACUUCCCAGAGGCAGACUACUCGUCUGUGGACCGCCAAGAACGUCCGGCGGAAGGAUCAACAGGAACAGGGGCGUCAUCUGCAGAACCACCAGUGAAAGGAUCGGCAUCGUCGGAGCAGGGGAGUCAUGAUGAUUUGUUGGAUAUUUUCGGGGAUGACGAAGAAAUGAAGCAGUUGCUGCAGCUGAUGGAUUUCGGAGCCAAUUGAAAUGAAUUCGUUGUGUGAAUAAAAUUAUUUGUUUCAUUCUUUUAUUAUUAGAGAAAGGAUGUUUUAGCGAGGUUCAGACAUAGGUAGGUAAGGUGGCCAUAGGAAAAGCAAAUCAGUCAGUUGCUGUAUGCAUUUUCGUCGUGAUAUCUCGUUAGGAUUGGGUACUAGUUUUUUCAGUGCACCCAGCUAUAGUGAUGUACAAACACUUGUUCAAUCUUCGACAUCAAUGAUGAAGAUCUGCAUCAAGUAUUUCCAUUUUUUUGCAAUAUAUAUAAUUAUAUGAAUUUUGUGGGUAA